CGGACUGCAGGAAGUAACUCGCUAAUUUGUUUUUCAUUCUCAAACGUCGUUGUUGUUAUCGUGCUUUUUUCUGCUGAUGAUCAAAUAAUUUCAUUUAGCGCCCAGAGCACAAAUCUAAGAUGAUAUUGUCGGUCUGAUAGCGUUAUUAAGAGUGUUUAUUGAGUAGACCGUGAGUAGAUCUUGAUCAUCUGAACACAUGAGUGUGUCUCUGGUUGUCAUCAGACUCGAGCUGUCCGAUCAGUCUGAUUCCCCGCACGGUUUUCAAUACUGCGCCGUAGCUGAGAUGUCAGAAGAUGACAUGAGAGAUAAAGGUCUGGCCUCUGCCAGAGCCACGCUGAGCGGUAAAACCGAUUUGGAGCGAGCAGCCGUUCUCCAUCAGCACCUGGGCAGCCGGGUCAUGAACGACAUGGUGAUCGAGACCUUUCAACCCAACGCAGGAGGCGUUGAAGGUCACGCAGAUGAUGCGAACGGAGAUCUCAAAGAUCAAACGGAUGCGAGCACGACUCCGGACUCGCCGUCCAAACAGCUGCCUGAUCAGAUCUCCUUUUUUAGCGGGAACCCGUCGGUGGAGAUCGUGCACGGGAUCAUGCAUCUCUACAAAACAAAUAAGAUGACAUCACUGACCGAGGACGUGAGGCGCAGCGCCAUGCUUUGUGUGCUCACUGUGCCAACCCCCAUGACCAGCCAUGACCUCAUGAAGUUUGUGGCGCCCUUCAAUGAUGUCAUGGAGCACAUGAAGAUCAUCCGAGACUCCACGCCCAACCAGUACAUGGUACUGAUCAAGUUCAGAAGUCAGGCUGACGCCGACAGUUUCUACACGACCUGCAACGGCCGUCAGUUUAACUCCAUUGAAGACGACGUCUGCCAGUUAGUUUAUGUGGAGAGGGCAGAAGUGAUCAAAUCUGAAGAGGGAGCCAGUUUACCCGUCAUGGAUCUGACCGAGCUGCCCAAGUGCACCGUGUGUCUGGAGCGGAUGGAUGAGUCGGUGAACGGUGUGUUGACCACCCUGUGUAACCACAGCUUUCACAGUCAGUGUCUGCAGAGAUGGGAAGAUGCCUCGUGUCCCGUGUGUAGAUAUUGUCAGACUCCUGAACCCGUGGAGGAGAACAAGUGUUUCGAGUGUGGAGUGCAGGAGAAUCUGUGGAUCUGUCUCAUCUGUGGACACAUCGGCUGCGGCCGCUACAUCAGCCGUCAUGCAUACAAGCACUUUGAGGAAACGCAGCACACUUACGCCAUGCAGCUGACCAAUCACAGGGUCUGGGACUACGCAGGAGAUAAUUAUGUUCACCGUCUUGUUGCCAGUAAAAGUGAUGGGAAGAUGGUGCAGUAUGAGUGUGAGGGCGACAGAUGCCAAGAUGAAAAGAUUGAUUCUCUGCAGCUCGAGUACUCAUAUUUACUGACCAGCCAACUGGAAUCUCAGCGCAUUUACUGGGAGAAUAAAAUCGUUCAUCUGGAGAAAGAUACAGCAGAGGAGAUCAACAACAUGAAGGCCAAAUUCAAAGAGACGAUCGAGAAGUGUGACAGCUUGGAGCGCAAACUCAACGAUCUCGCCAAAGAGAAGCAAUCCAUGGAGAAGAAAUGCUCGCAGCUAAACAACAAAAUCGUGAAGCUCAGUCAAGAGCUGAGGGAGGAGCAAGAGAUGAAUAGAUGCCUGAGAGACAAUCAGACGCAGCUUCAGGCGCAGCUGCAGGAGGAAGAGAAGCGGAGCCACGAGGGCACAGCCAAUAAAGACAGUCAGAUCGCCGAGCUGCAGGAGCAGCUGAGAGACGUCAUGUUCUACCUGGAGACGCAGCAGCAAAUCGACCGGAUGCCCGCAGAUGCCCGGCAAGAGAUCCAGGAGGGUCAGAUCAACAUCGCCUCGGCCCCCGCCGCCCCCCAGCCCGGACCCUCGGCGCACGGCGCGGGCAAACUCGGGGGCAGAAAAGGACGCUCCAAGAGGGGAAAGUAGGAGAAUUGCUGCUGUGCACGUCAUCGGAGGACUUUUGGUUUAGUAGUUUAUCUCAUGAUGCUUAAAGGCUGGAAGAAUGAGGGUUAAACACGCUUCAUCGUGUUUUAUCUACAGUCAAAGCUCUGAUAUAAUGUUAAGGUGAGGUGCUUAGAAAUGUAGCUCUACUUGUUUUAUAUGAAGACAAAGUUGCAGAAUUUUUUUUUCACAAUUCGUGUUCUCGGGAGUGACGGCCGAACUUUGACAAAGUUAAUGUUUGAUUUGCUUUGUUUGUAGAAAUGUUUAAAUGUUCAAAAUUAUUUCUUUUUUACGCCUCUGUCAAGUGAAACAACGUGCAGGUUACAUUUCACUCCAAAAUCUAAAAUUGCAUUUUUUUCUUGUUCUGGUCAUUUCAGACCAUCGUGACAUCGUUUUCAUGACAGAUAAGUUACCUUUAUACAUUUUUUAUCAUUUAAAUAAGCAUGCACAACAGAUAUAAUGUACAAAUAAUUGUAUAAUAGAAAAUACAAAUGAAUAAUAUAUAAUAGUAUAUAUUUUUUUUAAAGAAUGAACAUGUAACUACAAUACACUACAUUAAUGAGACUGAGGAAAGGGGUCAUUUUAAUUUGCUUUAUUUUGUAAUCUUUUGAUUUAGGGGUGAAAUGUUGAUCUGGAGUUAAAGGUUUUGUGAGAUUUACUCGAGUAGGAAACAGUAUUAUGGCUGCAGGUCACAGGUGUGGUAACUUAUAAUACAAUGGCUUCAUUAUCAGUAGAGAAAAGUCUCAAACCCUUCAUUUGACGUUUGCGUAUGAUGAUAUUUGUUAAAACAUUUACACCGCACAAAAUGAUGACUCUUUUGUCAUUUCCGUCGUUCUGACGCACCCCCUGUUUAUUUUAAGCGUGUAUUUCGUGCUUGUUCUUUGUGUGGUCCUUUUUUAGUGUCCACACCCCUCCUCGGUUAUGAAUGCGUGGGAUGUGUAUUAUGAACUGCAAUACAUGCAUUUCAAGUUAAAGGAUUUAACGUUACUGGAAAAUCAAUUGAUGUCAAACUGUCACUAGAGUGACGUGCACUCUCACGCUAUUUAUUGGACUGUUCUGACGAGGAAGUUAUUUCUGUGAACUGCUGGGAAAAGAACGAUAGUCUUAGCAUGUUUUUGACAUAUUUCUUCUUUUCAAUGCCAAAUUGUACUCGUCCACUGACACAUUUUUGGCCGCUGCUCUCUCGAAGUGGAUUGUGGGAUUGACAGACGUGCACCAUAUAAUGUAAAUAAGUUAAUCAUUCUUUUCCAUGGUUACAAAGUGAAUAUCUGUAUUGACAAAAAUAUAAAUUUUAAAUAAAUAUCAACACGGAACUGCCUUGCAAACGGAAAAAAUAUAAAUGGUAUCAGAAUAAAAGUUUGUUUACACAUAAUAUAUGUCUGUAUACU
Triplophysa rosa is the source of this 3351-nucleotide messenger RNA. RefSeq names its product BRCA1 associated protein (gene brap). Gene Ontology annotation, biological process: protein ubiquitination; Ras protein signal transduction. The record is from RefSeq and is a predicted model, not a curated record. Gene Ontology annotation, cellular component: cytoplasm. Bases 197 to 1948 code for a protein of 583 amino acids. Gene Ontology annotation, molecular function: nucleic acid binding; ubiquitin protein ligase activity; zinc ion binding. NCBI's taxonomy places the organism in Eukaryota, Metazoa, Chordata, Actinopteri, Cypriniformes, Nemacheilidae. The transcript has 12 exons.